UUUUUUUUUUCUUUUUCGUUUUAAUAUUAUACAGUUUUCUUUUUCGAUUUUGUAAAUAAAUAUUUGCGCGUACAAUAAUACAUUUUAGCUAUAAAAAACUAUUUAUACUUUAUAGUAUGGAUAACAGCCAUAAUAAAUAUCCCUUAAAUUUAACUCAUCAGGAACAGCGAAUAUUCUCAGAAGAACAAGUGCAAAAAGAUGAACCGCAACACUCUGAUCAACAACAAAAUAAUAAUAUUUCAGACUUGCUUGAUUUCUUUACAACCCUCGAUUCAACAAAUGCUGACCAAAGUUUUAUUUUCCCUUCUGAUAAAAUUAUUACAGAUCCAUUUUUUAAAAAUAAAAAUAUAAUCGAUAGUCUAUUACAUACUGAACAAAUAAAAGGCGAUUCUUCCUUUUUUGAUGCUACCGCCAUGGCUCAAUUGAUGAUGAAUACUCACAAUCAUACUGUACUCCAGCCACAAAAUCCUGCUAUUUUAUUCGAUGAUAAUAUGAACAGCAUAUUCUAUAUAAAUGAAAAUACAACGGACAAAAACAUUGACGGUUAUAAUGAUGCCAAUAUGACAGACAUAAUUAAUGCUGACCAAUAUUUACUUCAUGGACAAACAUCUCAUCUUAAUUUUCAUCAGGAUACUAGUGACGACAUACGUAUUUCUUGUAAUCCUUCACAUAAUAAUCCUGAGCAACUACAACAACAAUCAAGAGGAGAACAAGAUGUUUUUGAUGAACUUAUUUCUCUUGCAACAAGUAGUAAUGAAAAAGAUGAAACAUUGCAAACUAUAAAUUCGACAUGGCAGCACUACAAUCAAUCAUAUCCUUCUUUUAAAAAUAAUUCGAAUAUCAGGUCUAUGGAAACAUUAGAUAAGUCCAUAAAAACUGAAAAAGGAAAGGAAUCUGAGCUCACUAAAAAAUAUUAUAUGCCUCCAAAACCGUCUACUAAUGUAAAUAUUAAUGAUCUAUCCAAAAAUGAAAUAAAACUAUUUACUACUACUAGUAGUACUGUCAUUAAGAACAAUUAUCUAAUGGAAAAUAAUGAUAGAAUAUAUGAACUGGAUAUUGUUCAACAACCUUUAAGAGCUAGAAUGUGUGGUAAUGGUGCAAAAGAUAGAAGACCUAUAACACCUCCACCGAUACUCAAAUUGACAGUAAGAAAGGAAUCCGGAGAAAUUACUAGUCCAGAAACAAUUGAUGUAUCAUUUCUCAUUGUUAUGUGUGAUUUUUGUCAAAAAAGUGGACCGAAUAUAAAUGAAACAAGUAACUCCAAAAAACAAUCAUCAAAUGGGUUUAGUCAAGUUGUUUAUUUUCCAUUAUCUACUUUUGAUUCAGGGAGCAAAGAAAAUUAUAACACCUUUAGAUUGAGGAGCUUAGCUGGAUCUUUAGUUUCUUCAGCUAUUAAAUUAUACGAUACAGAUGGAGAACUUGGGAUUUAUUUCAUCUUUCAAGAUAUAAGCUUAAGAACAGAAGGUACAUUUCGAUUGAAAUUCUCUUUGAUAGACAUAGGAUUACCUUAUAUACGUACUGUUAACACAUCUACUGUGUCACAUGUACUGAAAGUGGUUGAAUCAGAGCUUUUUACAGUUUAUACGGCUAAAAAAUUUCCUGGUGUUGUUCAAUCAACUUCGUUAUCAAAAUGUUUUGCUCGUCAAGGAGUUAAAAUGCCUAUUCAUAAAGAAAAUACUCAUUCAAUAAAAAAACGUUCUACAUCAUCCAAUGGUAAUGAAAAUAAUGAAGCAGUUGUAUUAGAAGAAGAAGUGCUGCGGGAAUAAUGCGCUUCAUGUUAUCAAUACUGCAAGAAUAAUACACUUUAUAUCAUCAAUCGCUUUUUGAUAAUUUAAUAAAUAUUUUAAUAAAUCAAAUACUUUUUUUUUAUUUGACCUGAGUAACGUUUAAC
Cokeromyces recurvatus is the source of this 1891-nucleotide messenger RNA. RefSeq names its product velvet factor-domain-containing protein. Bases 117 to 1766 code for a protein of 549 amino acids. The transcript is spliced from 5 exons. The record is from RefSeq and is a predicted model, not a curated record. Lineage: Eukaryota; Fungi; Mucoromycota; Mucoromycetes; Mucorales; Mucoraceae.